Molecule: messenger RNA, 309 nt
Organism: Phycomyces blakesleeanus NRRL 1555(-)
Lineage: Eukaryota; Fungi; Mucoromycota; Mucoromycetes; Mucorales; Phycomycetaceae
Exons: 3
Coding region: 1-309 (102 amino acids)
Source: RefSeq, a predicted model, not a curated record
AUGAUUUUUCAUGAAUUUUUGUGCUUAGAGGCUGAAACAUUUUCUUUCCAGUCAAUGCACUAUAACUUUUGUGUCAUGAUUUAUGAACGAAAGUCAUCUUUUUCUUUAUUUAUUUUAAAUAUAAGACCCUGUCAAGAAGGAGAUAAACUAAUUGUUAAAGAUAGUGUGCAAGUUGCUUUCGGCUACCUUAAUCCCUUCCGGGAAUAUGAUUACCCCCAGAAAAAAAACCCUGCACUGGAAGCAAACAUUAUAUUCUACAUCAAAGCCAAGCAUUUACCAGAUGUACCAUGGCGCUACAGAGCCUACUAA